This is a messenger RNA of Chilo suppressalis (striped riceborer), 1408 nucleotides long. NCBI's taxonomy places the organism in Eukaryota, Metazoa, Arthropoda, Insecta, Lepidoptera, Crambidae. The record is from the annotation of a GenBank genome assembly.
UAGCUUUAACUUAGUGCUCGAUCACAACAUCGAGCCGCCCGCUCGAUGCUAACGCUGUCCUUUAAAAGAUUAAUAAUAAAAAAAACAUGAAGUUCCAAUUGCUAAUAGUGAUAAUCGGAAUAUACCAUACGACCGCCGAGUAUUACAAAACGAAACCGGACUUUGUGAAGACAUGCACGAGAAGUGAUCCAGAGUUCGAGGAAUGUUCGCGAACGGCAGUUCAGCAAUUAUUCAGUGCUCUAGGUCCAGGGCGUCCAGAGAUUGGUAUGCAGCCAUUGGAUCCUCUGAAGAUACCGAAAAUUAGGAUUUUGCAAGGCGAGGGCCCGGUGAACGUAAAUGCGGCGUUGGAUGACGUCACUGUGACCGGUUUCGGCAAGACAGAAGUGCUGGUCAGCCAAGUUGAUAGCAAAACCUAUAAUUUCUACACAAAAGUGAGAGUCCCAAAAAUAAGAAUAGAAGGCACUUAUGAUCUAAAGGGAAAAAUUUUGUUGAUACCUUUGGUUGGACACGGGACAUGCUGGUUUGAACCUACUAAUAUGACAAUCGACAUAUUCAGUGAUGUGAAACUGUACGAUAAAGAUGGAUUAAUAUUUUUCAAUGUUACUGCUGCGCGUGUGAAAUAUGCCAUCGGAGGAUUGAAAUUACGCAUGAACAAUCUAUUUGAUGGGAUCAACUCAUUAGAGGACUCUACUAACAGUUAUUUGAAUGCGAAUUGGCGGCCAGUCUCGGAAUCACUACGACCCAUUUUAUCAAAAACCAUUGAAGAUAUUUUACUUGGAUUUUUGCAACAAUUAUUCCACAAUCUACCGGGAAACUUCAUGAUAAGCGAUGUUAAACAUCAUACUAGUAAAAAGGGGGACAAAACGUUAUAAGUUGUAGUUAUUUAAGUAUAUUGUUAUUAAAAUAGGGUAAGUUAAAACAACGAACUAUUUAAAAAACAAAGAUUUUCAUAAAAAGUGAUAACUAUGAUGAAAAAAAUCAGUGAUUAUAGAUUUUAAGGACCGAGUUUACAGAAUUUAAAGUGUAACAGGCUGUUUUACCAAGUAAGGAAUGUUAAAAGUAAAAUUUGCAGUCUUUCGAUUCCAAAAUUUUCUUAAUUCUUUUCACAACUUUUAAAAACAAUUUUGGAUUUCAAUUUCAUUAAUAUUUGACCGCCUCUUUAAAAUUAUUUUUUGUAUAAAUGGUAGUUAGAAGCCGAAAACAAUUAUCUAUCGCUAAUUUUUCGGUAAUAAAUCGAUAAUUAUUAAAAAGAUAUUUUAUCAUUGUACAUAUUAUGUUAUUUCAUAUUAUUAAGAAUGUACAUGACAAAAUGGUAUUUUUUUUGAUUUACCUAAUUAAAUAAAAUUGUAUAAAGUAUUUUAGGAACUAAUUUUUCUCUACAGUUUUAUAAUUUAUAUUUCAAUAUAAC